AUGAAUAAUAAUAAAAUCUAUUUUUUAUUACUAUCAUUAAUUAUAUCCAAUAUAAACAAUGUUGUAAAUUCUCAACAAAUGAAUCUUAUUAAGGCCAAUCCUCCUCCAGGAAUGAUGGAUGGCAAUUCACAACAAUGUAACGGUGGUGUUUCAUUGGUUUUCAAUGCUGAUUUCCUUGUGGAUCCAAACCUAAUCACAAUUACAGCGCCUGCCAAUGCAAUAAACAUGGUAUUGUCAAAUCAAAAUCAAUAUUCAUUGGCAAGCCAAAUUUUUUAUUUUACUUUUGAUAUUGCAUCCAAUGCUCAAAACCAACCAUCAGUCGUUUCCUUUACCUACAAUGCCGGCCAAUUCAACUUUCCAAAUGCUAUUACAGUAGUUUGUAAUAGAGUAAAUCCAAGUGAUGUUGUCGUAAUGAAUGUUGGAUCAGUGUACUAUUACCCAGAACUAUCAUCUAUGAUCGCUACAUUGAGAUUCAAUUUUACCUUUGAGGGAUUCCCUUACUUUAACCCAUCUUUAGACCUUAGUUGCACAAUAGAUUCCAAUUACCAUUGUUCUAUGGUCGAUAUUGGUGAUCAGAAUAAUAUCGAUAUCUACAUACAAUUGUUGGCAGGAUAUCAAUCUAUUUCAGAAACAAUCAGUGCCUCCAUACUUUAUAGAGGAAAUAGUUUUGGUCACCAACCAAUUCCUUUACAAUCGAUUUAUCCUUGGAAUGUUACAAACGAGUCAAAUUUAAGUUUUUUUAAAAGAUUCUUUCCACCCAAUGGUACAAGUUAUGUAGAGAAUUUUGCUCAGUUAGCAAGUAAAGUUACUACAAUCCAAUUAAUCUCUUCACCAGUCAAACUUAAAUCCUUUUUAAUUUAUAACACUGUUGAUGCUGAUUAUUAUUCCGGACUGAAAAUGAUGGCCAACAAUGUUGACGGAGCAACUUAUGUUGGUGGAUUGUUUGGUUUUGCUACUGUAACUUCCUCUUAUCUUCUAGGAAGUAGUUCAACAAAAUUACUUGAUGAUAUAUCAUUAACAAAGACACCAUUCGCUUUGGGAGGUGCAACAUUAUUCGCAUCGGGUAUGACCACAGCUUUAAAUAUUACUUUGGCAAAAUCUAGAAUGAAUGUUACCAACACUAUGACUUACUCUCUAACAACUGAUAUAAAUGCGCAGAUAGUCGUAACAUUAAAAUACCCAUCUUCCUACGAACCUGGUUUAUUCCAAUACACCACCGAAGUUCCAAUCCCAAUUGAAUUUCAAGGAAAUGUCAACAUUCUAAUUUCAGUUCCAAAUUCAUUCACAUACUACACACAGUCUUCAAACAUUCAAGGUACCUCUCAAUUCCAAAUAUAUAAUGUUGAAUUUGUUAAAGUAUCUACUUUUACAUCUAUUUUCAGAAUAUCUGUUUAUAGUAAUUUUGAAAUUGUUGGAUUCCGUACCAACAAUGGUAACUAUAAUAUGUACUCAUCGAAUCUAGACACCAUAGCUCAACAAAUGUUUUUAAAAAUUUUCAAUACAAGAGGUGAUAUGAUUACCAUAAAAUCUGACCAAAUUUACAACAGUAAUCUAAAUGUUUUCCCAAAUAUUCCAUUAGAUUAUAAAGGUAAAUUACGUGUAGCAAACUUUGAUUAUUUUGUAUUUGAAAAGUCUACUAUGGAUUUCUCAAAAGGUGAAUUUAAUAAUACUUUGUAUUUUAAUUUCACAACUCCAUAUUCUCAGGCUUUGGAAUUGUUGUUUUAUAUUACAGCUCUAAAGGUUGACCUUUCAAUACUCUAUCCUACCAAAUACAAUCCAAAGACCAAUCUAUUCUAUAUAGAUUUCUCAGUUCCUUCAAACAUAGUCAAUGGCCCAGUUAGCUAUCUCAUUUCAAAUAAUGUUGAUUAUUUCUACAGUUAUAGUUUACCAAUUCCUUAUAUAACAAUAUCAAACUCAAUUGGAAGUAUGUUAGAUCCAGAAAUUCAAUCUAUUAAAGCAUUCCAAUCAACAAGCAUUAGAAUGAAUGGAGAUCAAUCAUUCGAAGUAGGAUGGAAUGUAACAAUUCUCGAUUUAUAUAAUAGUUUUACCACAGUAUCUUAUGAAAUUACAUCGAAUAUUGAUUCUUUAAAGAGAUUUGUCAAUACCACCAAAACCAAUAGUUUUAUCAGUGGAAACAGUACUCAUGGAAUCUAUGCAGUCAGAACACCAUUCGAUAUAAAUUGUAAAUCACAAAUCCUUACAAUUUCCAAUGUUGUAUUCUCCAACAAGUAUGAAACCUAUUUCCCGUUACUUUCAAUUAUUGGAGCAAAUGAUGAAAAAGAAUUAACAAUCAAUUUGACAUGUUUAUCAACACCAGAUUCAAUUGCCCCAGUUAUUCAGAAAUUCUAUAUUACACCAUCAGUUAAUGUUUAUUCAUUAAAUAGAACUAUAGAGUUUAGUCUAGCAGUUUCAGAUAAUGAUAAUGGUUCUGGAAUAUCUAAAAGACACCUUCCAUACAUUCUAUUGUUAUCAGAAGAUGGUAUUCAAUUGGAGAUUACUACUACAAUCAAUAUCAAUGUAAAUAAUACUUAUGCAACCUAUUAUGGUGUAGCCAACAUGCCCUACGGAUUUGGAUUCAGAAGUAUUGUGGUUUCUGUUUAUGGUUUAGUAGAUAAUCAAUUGAACUAUGCAUCAUAUAUGUCAUCGGAUUUGUUAGCCUCCAAUUUCCCAUAUAAUAUUGUUAGAGUCUCGCAACCAAGAUAUCCAAUCAUUGAUUCUGGUACCUCACUAUCAUCUGGUGGUGGAACAUUGGGUCUAUUUGGAAGAUACUUUGGAAGUAAAUCGGUAUUCAAUGCUAUGAUUGAUUAUAAAGAUGGAGCUGGAUUCAAAAGCACACCUAUUGAUUUCUACAGUGGUGUAUUCUUGAAUUUAUCUACUUUAACAUUCCCUAAAUCGAUUGAUGUCAAGGUUUCAACUGGAGGAUUGGAUUCAAAUAUCCUUACAAUCGUUGCUUCAGAUUAUAUUCCACCAGCACCAACCACAACACCAAAUGUUACGACGACACCGAAUACAAAGACAUGUCCAGGUAAUCCAAUUUGCAACAACAAAGGAAAAUGUAAUCUUCAGACUUUGGAAUGUGAAUGUAUUCCGAAAUGGUAUGGUCCAUCAUGUGCAUCUGAAAUCAUCAUCAUUCCAACACCAACACCACAACCACAACCAACAUCCGAAACAACUUAUGUUUAUGAUUCCAAAAAUAUAACCUCAGUUGUUGAAGUGAUUGCCGUGAGAGAAUUGGAUGAUAUUUACAAUGUUGUCAAUGAAUAUCAAAUCUCGAAUUGGACAUUAACAAUUGCAGAUCCAAAAUUAAUCACAAUUCCAACAUAUUAUUAUCAAACACAACUUGGAAACACUUCAACAACAUUGAAUGUCACAAUCGAAUUCUUUUCAAACCAAACCGAAAGACAAUUUGGUGGUCAAAAUAUAUCGAUUUCACCAUCAUCAAUCAAAUUCUCGAUUUCAAUUGGAAGAUAUCAAUUCCAAUCAAAAACAAAUUAUCUCCAAGUUGUAAUGGGAGCAACCAUUCAAGGUUCUGAUGGAUCAUGUUCAUCGAAAUCGAUUGGAUCUGGAAAUGAUAACAAUGUUCGAUGGAUCAAAAUGAAUAUUGACAAAACAAGUCUUUAUGGAAGAUUCAUCACCUAUGGUAUCAUUGACGGCAAUGUCGAAUUAAUUCAGAAUAUGCUAAUCGAAGAUGAGGAAACCGACAGUUCACAAACCAGAACAACCAAAGUUGGUAUUACAAUUCCAAACUUUGAUGAUUCCGUUCUCUUGGAUCCUGACUUUUCGAAUCUCAUCGAUGUCAACAACGAUUCCAAUGAGAAUGAGAUCUGUAAAUCAAAGAAGAAACUCAGUGAUGGUGCAAUUGCUGGAAUCGUAGUUGGUGGUGUCGUUGCCGUUGCAAUUGUAAUUGGUCUUAUUCUUUAUCUAAAAGCAAGAUCGAAAUAUAUCAAAGAGAGUAAAAGAAUGUCUUCAAAAUUAAAAAAUAUGGAUAAAUAA
Molecule: messenger RNA, 3993 nt
Organism: Heterostelium album PN500
Lineage: Eukaryota; Evosea; Eumycetozoa; Acytosteliales; Acytosteliaceae
Product: calcium-binding EGF-like domain-containing protein
Exons: 10
Coding region: 1-3993 (1330 amino acids)
Biological process (GO): sexual reproduction
Source: RefSeq, a predicted model, not a curated record